AUGACACUCAAAAUUUCAACAAUUCCACGCCUAGAUAUGAUUGGUCUUGCGAAGCCACGCAAACCUGAAAUUGAAAAUGUAUUAGCAGGCAGAGGCAACUUUAAAAAAUUAUCUAGGUUCGAUUUGUACACCGACAACACCGCUGGCCAUAAGUUCUUCUCAGUUAUUCUUUUCCCGUACCAAGCAUAUCUGCAUUUUCUCAACUGUUCAUUUCCAUUUUCAGCUGCUGUAUCGCUCAAAAGACGGGUUGACAUAGAUGUAGAUAUAUCUCUAUUCGUACAUGGUUUGCUGGGAGUCAAGAAUAUCACGUGCUUGCUACAUGUGCACAUCAUGAGAAAAUCCUUGGAGAUCAUAGCUGGUCAAGUAUGAAUUUUCCCACAAAGCUAUGAACGGAUUGCGCAAUUGGCACCAAGACCUUCAGUUUCUCAAUCUGCCACAACUACUCCCGAAUUCAAUGCAUAGGAGAAAUUUUAAUAUUCUGGCCUGUCCCAUUUUUGAAUUGUUUGGUGCUUUGCAGUAUAAUUUUGGCCCAAUACUUUACAUUAUAUGAUGAAAUUAAAAUUUUUUUCUUACCAAA
Molecule: messenger RNA, 577 nt
Organism: Capsicum annuum
Lineage: Eukaryota; Viridiplantae; Streptophyta; Magnoliopsida; Solanales; Solanaceae
Exons: 4
Coding region: 1-369 (122 amino acids)
Source: RefSeq, a predicted model, not a curated record